Pisolithus orientalis is the source of this 2307-nucleotide messenger RNA. RefSeq names its product ABC transporter type 1, transmembrane domain-containing protein. NCBI's taxonomy places the organism in Eukaryota, Fungi, Basidiomycota, Agaricomycetes, Boletales, Pisolithaceae. Gene Ontology annotation, cellular component: membrane. The record is from RefSeq and is a predicted model, not a curated record. Gene Ontology annotation, biological process: transmembrane transport. The transcript has 18 exons. Gene Ontology annotation, molecular function: ATP hydrolysis activity; ABC-type oligopeptide transporter activity; ATP binding. The coding region runs from base 178 to 2052 and encodes 624 amino acids.
GGUAAGUGUUAUCUACGACUUAGUGUCGAUAUGCAGUCGAUCGCAUCAUCACGUGACCAUAUUGACCGGCGUGUCGUGUGUGCCGGACGUUUCUUCGGUUGUUUUGCAAGUCCCAAGCUCCUCAAGAUUCUCUCGUCGAAUCCCUAAUGUCUUUUGGAGGCUGACAAAAUUCUAGUAAUGAUUGGUUCGUACGUGUUGCAUCUAGCAAGGAACCAGGUACUGGCGUCGCCAUGUCGCCUUAAUCCUUGGAAUCGACCUGUGCACUUCAAUGCCAAAUUCCUGUUCGUCCAUGAACAGUCGAGACACGUCCCGUUGGCGCAGAUAUCUCGGGUUGCUUUUGCGCGACAUUAUUCUACGCAACCGCAGCCGAAGGAGCGGUCUAGUAUAUUUUCUCGGACAUUGCCCUCUGCGCUACAGUCUGGCCCCGCUACCGGCUCGUCUCUUCGCAAAGUCAUCUCGCUUGCGAAGCCAGAGAAAAAACCACUCCUCUUCGCCGUCUUCCUUCUGCUGGUCUCCUCAUCCGUUGCCAUGAGCGUGCCAUUUACGAUUGGGAAACUGAUCGACUAUUUCUCGACCGAGAAUCCGAAAAUACCCUUUGGACUUACGACGUGGCAGGCAUCAGGGAUUCUUCUACUAGCCUUCACGACAGGCGCUGUAUGUAAUGCUGGUCGUUCCUUUCUCAUGCGCAUGUCAGGUCAGCGCAUAGUCGCCCGUCUACGAGAGAACAUGUAUGGUGCUGCACUGAGGCAAGAGGUAGAAUUUGUCGAGAAGGGGGAGGGCGAUGUUCUAAGUAGACUCGGUGCCGAUUCAAGUAUUGUGGGUGAAAGCGUGACAAACAACCUCUCUGAUGGACUUCGCGCAAUCGUAAUGUCUUCUGUUGGGCUCGGAGCCAUGUUUUAUCUUUCCCCGAAACUGACCCUUCUGAUGCUUGGAAUUGUGCCUCCUGUUUCACUCGGAGCCGUAUGGUAUGGCCGUUAUCUUAGGAAGUUGUCGAAUCAAACUCAGGAAGCCAUGGGUGAGAUGACGAAAGUUGCUCAAGAAUCCCUGUCAGGACUUCGGACAGUCCAAGCGUUCAACGGGCAUGCUCAGGAGCAGCAGAAGUUUCACGAACAAGUAACUAAUGUGCUCAACCUCGUACGCAAAGAAGCCAUCGCUAGUGGGAUUUUCUUUGGAAGCACGGGCUGGAGUGGCAAUGUCACGAUGCUUGGCUUGCUAGGAUAUGGUGGAACGCUGGUUGCGCAAGGCGCAAUCACUGUUGGCGACCUCACUAGCCUACUGUUGUAUACGGUCUACGUUGGCAGUGGUCUUCAAAUGCUCUCCAUCACCUCUAUAAUGCGUGGAAUCGGUGCAGGCACGCGGAUAUUCGAAAUUUUAGAUCGAAAGCCUGCCAUACCCCCUAAUCAGGGCAUCGAGCUGGAUCCCUCUCGAAGGGGCGUUGUCAAGUUUGAGAAUGUUGGAUUCGAGUAUCCAAGCCGGAGAGGCGUGGUAAUCCUAGACAAUUUUAAUCUUGAAGUCGCCGUCGGAGAGAGUGUAGCAAUUGUAGGAAGGAGUGGUGGCGGGAAGUCGUCUGUGCAGUCGCUCCUCUUGAGAUUCUACGACCCUGUGCGUGGAAAGGUGACCUUUGAUGGUCAAGAUAUCAGGGAGUUUAACCCCAAUUCCUGGAGGAAUAUCAUCGGAAUCGUUCCUCAGGACCCUAAACGGCCUGCUCGGGAGGCUAACUGUGACUUUGUUUGGGGAAUGCCUAAGGGUUUCGACACAGAAAUCGGAAGGUCGAGUUUGAGUGGCGGACAGAGACAGCACGCCACGUCGGAGCAUCGGGUAAACGAUGCAAUUGACAAAAUCCUGCGAGACCGUCAGACGACAUGUCUCAUCGUUGCCCACAGAUUGUCUACGAUCGCACGCGCAGAACGCAUCGUUGUGCUUGAAGACGGUCGGAUUACCGAAUCAGGCACCUAUCGCGAACUUGUGGGCCGAAAAGACUCGAGGUUCCGGGUAUUGAUGGCCGCACAACUCGGUGCCGCAGAGGCUGGGUUGGCUCCUGAAAGCCUUUGACCACCAUCCUCUCUCCACUCACGCGCUCUUCUCCGCAGAAGUUCACGUUCUUCAAUCAGCGGAUAGCGCAGGUACAUUAGACAGACGGAGUGAAAUGGAUAUAGUGAAGGAGAGAAGGAAUUUUACAAUGGUCACCAGCCUAGACUCAUCGUUUGCGUGGGUCUUUGGACAACACAGUACUAUAGAUUGAUGCACCCCAGUGUACUAUCUCUACGUAUGUAUUUAUCCGCACGUUAUAAUUCAACCCAUCACUCA